AAGCAGCUAGACAAGUAAAUUAAAUGCGUGCUACAGUGCCAAGUACUCGUAGAGUACCCCCAAUUCCCCGGAGAUAAAUACAAUCAAAAAUUCAAAGCCCAAAAAAUUCCCACCUCUCCCCUGGCUGCCCAUACACAAUGAUGUUUCGCAAAACACCAACAGCCGGUGUAACCCGGUCACUCCUCCUUCCGAAUUCCUGGCGGACCUUCUCUAGCGGAUUGCCCCCCUUCCGGUCACCUGCCCUCGCACAGAAACCCCCAUUGGGCCUCUCGCGCGCGUCGACACCCCACUCAUUGAUAGCACGCAUUCAACCGUUCACAAGCCUUUCUCCAAGAUGGAAGCAAGCGCCAAAAACCAACAAGGUGAAGUCAGAGGCGGCCAAGCUAGAGGCGGGAUUUAAGAAAGCGCGGGAGAAGAAACUCGAGGCGCACCCCGAAGAGGUUACCACGACCAGCUCAAUGACCCCCAUUUUCGGAGGUCAGAAGAAGGCACCGCCUGGGGGGGACCCCCCGGGCGAGACGGACAUGCUUAGGGGGUUGAAGUCGGAUUUUGUAUCUCCCCUGCCAUUGCUCCUACUGGGUAGAGGGAAAUGUUGAUUGCGUGGUGUAGCAUAUUAUUAAAGAAACUUUCGCGCUAAGGGAAGUCCCCAAGGAAGUUUAUUACAUUGGGCUUGGGGGCACGUUCCCGUACGCGGGGAUAUCGGUGUCGACUCUGUACUUGGCUUGGGAUAUCAACUAUGCGCAUCAUAAUGGGAUUGGGUACCUGGUCAGUCCGGAAACGGCUGAGCUGGUAUUGAAUUUUGCGGAGCCGCUGCAGGUUGGGCUUGGCGCUGUUAUUUUGUCAUUCUUGGGAGCCGUGCAUUGGGGGUUGGAGAUGGCGGAGUAUGGGGGUAAGCACGGAUACCGGAGGUAUGCGUUGAGCAUCCUUGCGCCGGCGCUGGCGUGGCCAACAGUAUGUUUUGCCUCAAUAAGCCUUAUUUGAGGGAUGGUUUGGACUCAUGUGGUACCGUUAGGCAUUGCUACCGUUCGACUAUGCACUAAUUACCCAGUUUAUCGGGUUCACGGGCAUGUAUUUCGCAGAUUCAACGGCGACCGGGUGGGGGUGGGCCCCACCAUGGUAUAUGACAUACAGGUUUAUUUUGACCUUUAUUGUCGGUGCAUCGAUUGUCGGCACCUUGAUAGGUCGAGGACAGGUAUCCACCCAUACCCACAUCCCAUCAGGUCCUUGUUAAUUACCCCGGGCCUUCCAGAUCGGAGACGAGGUCAGCAAAGUGCCCGGCCCAGCAAGCUACCUCCAAAAUCUUCGUGACUCGCAAUGGGAGAACCUCCAGAAGGAAGAAGACGAGCGCCGAAGAAAAUUAAGGAAACAGGAGGCCGAAGAGAAGAACAAAAAAGUUGCAAAGUCGAAGCCGAAAGAUGAGGAUAACGACGGGAGUACAGAAGACAAACAAGCAGCUGAUGCAGGAAACCACGCGAAAGACAGUCAACAAGGAGAGGGCACCUCCGGAGCCAAAGAAGAAAGCGGCGGCGCAGGGCCCGAGUCCACUAAGCACAAUGAGGAAAAGAAGGAUACCAUGAACCCGGCACCGGAGAGCGGGCAGGAUGCGGAGCCGAGGGGGUGAAUAAUAUUAUGAUACAUGUAUUUUUUUAUUAUUUUUAUUUUGCGAUGUUUAUUCUUAACCAGGGGAGAAUGAAUUGGCUGUACUGUAUUAUAAGGCAAUGGAUAUGCGUCGAGCGAACGCGGGGGGGAGAGAUUAAUUGAACAAUUUGCAAACUCCGAAAGAGAAUCGGAGCGAGUGAUAUGUUGUGAAAUUG
Molecule: messenger RNA, 1814 nt
Organism: Tuber aestivum (summer truffle)
Lineage: Eukaryota; Fungi; Ascomycota; Pezizomycetes; Pezizales; Tuberaceae
Source: the annotation of a GenBank genome assembly